AUGGAGCCAGCUUCCCUCACGGCCGGUCUCCAACAGGCGGGAUACGCCACUCCGGCAGCUGUCGCCGUUAUUUCACUGGUUUCCUCCGUCUAUUUCAUGAAAAAGUUGGUGGUCAAUAAAGAGAAGGCUAACUGCAAUCUCCGGCUAGUCCCAGCGGUGCCGGGGCUGCCGGUGAUCGGGAACUUGCUGCAGCUGACGGAGAAGAAACCGCACAAAACGUUCGCAAAUUGGGUAGAGACUUACGGCCCAAUGUACUCCAUCAAAACGGGUUCUUCCUCCGUCAUCGUUGUGAAUACCACUGAUCUCGCGAAAGAGGCUAUGGUGACCAAAUUCUCAUCCAUGCCUACAAGGAAGUUGCCCAAGUCUCUUUCCGUAUUAAGUAUGGACAAAACCAUGGUCGCUCUGGCUGAUUAUGAUGACUACUACAAGAUGGUGAAACGCCACCUUCUCACUAAUAUGUUGAGCCCAAGCGCCCAGAAACGACAUAUCUCCAACAGAGAUGUAAUGGUGGACAAUUUAUCCGCCCGGUUGUCGGUUCACACCAAAUCGCAUCCUGAACAAGCGUUGGAUUUCAGGAAGACAUUUGAGUCUGAACUCUUCGGUCUGUCUAUGAAACAAGGAAUUGGGAAAGAUGUGGAGUGCAUAUAUGUUGAGGAGCUAGGCGCUACUUUCUCCAAGGAAGAAAUCUUUAGAAUUCUGGUGUUGGAUCCAAUGGAAGGUGCCAUAGAGGUCGACUGGAGAGAUUUCUUCCCUUACCUCAGCUGGAUCCCCAACCAUGGCUACGAGGACAAGGUCGUGCAUACGCAUCACCGGAAGCAGACAGUGAUGAAUGCACUGAUUAAGGAGCAGAAGCAACGAAUUGCGUCUGGCAAAGUGAUCGAUUGUUACCUUGAUUACCUGCUAUCGGAAGCCAAGAACUUGACAGAUCUCCAGAUGUUAGUGUUGAUUUGGGAGACCAUCGUUGAGACCUCUGAUACGACGUUAGUGACUUCGGAGUGGGCUAUGUAUGAACUUGCCAAGAAUCCCGAUCUUCAGGAAAGACUUUUUCGGGAAAUCCAGACCGUCUGUGGGUCCGAGAAACUCACAGAGCAACACUUGUCCAAAAUUCCAUAUCUGAGUGCCGUUUUCCAUGAGACCCUCAGAAGGCAUAGUGCUGUCCCUAUCCUUCCUUUUCGCCAUGUAGGUGUAGACACAGAGUUAGGAGGGUAUCAUAUCCCCGCCGGAACUGAGAUAGCUGUCAACGUAUACGGAUGCAACAUGGACAGCGAGAAAUGGGAGAGACCCGAAGAGUGGUCGCCGGAAAGGUUUCUUAACGGCAAAUCGGACCCCAUGGAGUUGCACAAAACAAUGGCAUUUGGGAUGGGGAAGAGGGCUUGUGCGGGAGCCCUCCAAGCAAUGCUAAUUGCUUGCACGUCGAUUGGGAGGAUGGUGCAGCAAUUUGCGUGGAGGAUAAAGGAAGGCGAGGAAGACAAAGUGGACACCAUGUCGCUCACAAGCAAGAAACUUGAACCGUUGCAAGUGUUCAUCAAGUCAAGGCAAGGAGUUGGAGAAAAUGAGAUACAUAUAGGUUGA
Molecule: messenger RNA, 1572 nt
Organism: Linum trigynum
Lineage: Eukaryota; Viridiplantae; Streptophyta; Magnoliopsida; Malpighiales; Linaceae
Source: the annotation of a GenBank genome assembly